This is a messenger RNA of Symbiodinium natans, 933 nucleotides long. The record is from the annotation of a GenBank genome assembly. NCBI's taxonomy places the organism in Eukaryota, Dinophyceae, Suessiales, Symbiodiniaceae.
AUGGAGAUCUUCCUUUUUCUUGUGGGCUAUUUUGUCCAGUUUGCAGCAUCUUGCAUCUUGCUCUACAAGAUCUGGAAGCACAAGUCCAUCUAUGGCUUGAGUAUUGACACUCAGGCAGCAUACAUGCUGGCCGUCGUGGCGCGUUGCAUCUGGUCGAUGGAGACAAGAUUGGUGGAGACGAAGUUUGCGUACUUAGAGCUCUCGAUGUCAACAGCUGUAGCCGUUGCUCUUAGCUUCAUGUGCUACCAGCUGCAGCACACUGCCCCCAAGCAGUCCACCCCUUUUCUGAGAGUGUACGCCACGGCUCCCGCGGCCUUGAUCCUGGCCUUCUUCUUCCAUCCGGGAGAUGAAUGGCUCACGAUGCAGAUACUGGUUUCCUACACCAUGUUUCAGGAGGCGUUCGGGCUCUUGCCACAGCUGUGGCUGAUGAGGAAAAUGCACGAGGUGGAACCAUUAACGUCCCAUUACGUUGGCCUUAUUGUGGUUGCGCGCUUCAUCCGGAUGUGCUUCUGGGGCAAAAUGUACUUCUUGGGUGAGCACUUCUUGCAGCUCUUCUUUGCAGAUGUGCUUCACACAUUACUUUCCGCCGACUACAUGUACCUGUGGUGCAGGAAGUUGCAGUAUGGAGGCCGCCUCAUCUACAGCCAAAGUGCAGUCAAGGCUUCAGUCUGCAAUUGCAGUCUGCAGUUGCAUGUGCGUUGCAUGUGCGUUGCAUGUGUGUUGUGCUCAUGUGAGUUCCUGUGGAAAGCAGAAGUGAGAGUAGCGGUUGCCGCCCCAGGUUUGAACUGGAGAGGCGAUCUCGCCCGAGACUGGCGUCACACUCUGGCGAUUCUUAGAUGCGGCCGGGAAAAAAGCGCUAUGGAGGUGACCGUUCCGCGCCUGCCGCAUGUUCCUUGUUCCAACAGACAGGUAUUUCGUUCAAGCUUAUACUAG